GGCGUUGAGGGUCAGCAUGACCAGUUGCGCCCCGGCUUCUUAGUUUAUUUUGUUCAUUUGUAUAAGUUUCUAGGUAAUUGUCGACGAAGACAGGGACGCAGUCAUGUCGAAUCCCGCCCUGCUCGUUCUGUACGGGAGUCAGACCGGGACAGCUCAGGACACGGCACAGAGGCUCGCCCGGCAGGCACAGAGACGGCGGCUGCGGGUCCGAGUGAUGCCGCUGGACGACUACAACGUGGCCGACCUGAUCUCCGAGUCUCUGGUCGUCUUUGUUUGCUCCACUACUGGUCAGGGAGACCCUCCCGACAACAUGAAGAAUUUCUGGCGGUUCCUCUUUAAGAAGUCUCUACCUGUCGGCUCUCUGAGUCGGCUCGACUGCGCCAUCCUGGGCCUGGGAGACUCCUCGUAUCCAAAGUUCAACUUUGUGGCCAAGAAGCUCCAUAAGCGCCUCCUGCAGCUCGGUGCCUGCGUGCUGCUGCCCGUGGGGCUGGCUGAUGACCAGCACGACCUCGGAGCGGACGCUGUGAUCGACCCCUGGUUUGCUUCGUUUUGGGGGAAAGUGUCGACUCUUUACCCGACUCUGUCCGGCGUGAUCUCGAUGAGGGAAGACGAGCUACUUCCUCCAACCUACACGUUCCACUUCCUGGACGACAUGCAAGAGAAGGAGGAGGUCUGGCUGAGGAUUCCCAUGGAUCAAACCAUCCCCUCCCAGUCUCACCCGUUUCCUGCCAGAAUGGUGUUCAACAGGAGGGUGACGGAGCCGUCGCACUUCCAGGACGUCAGGCACAUUGAGUUAGACGUCACUGGGUCCAACAUUGAGUUUGCUGCCGGUGACGUGGUGAUGAUGCGCCCAUGUAACGCCCCUGAGGAUGUGCAGCAGUUCUGCCAGCUGCUGAGAUUGGACCCAGAGACCCGGUUCACUCUCAGCCCCACAGACAACACUGCAGUCCCAGCCAGGCUUCCUCAGCCCUGCACGGUGCGCCACCUGGUGGAGAGUUACCUGGACAUUGCCGCUGUGCCUCGCCGCUCCUUCUUCGAGCUGCUGUCCACCUUCGCCACCAAUGAGCUGGAGCGGGAGAAGCUGGCCGAGUUAAGCUCAGCGGCGGGCCAGGAUGAGCUGCAUAGCUACUGCAACCGACCCCGACGCACCACGCUGGAGGUCCUGGCAGAUUUCCCUCACACCACAGCAGAACUCAAAGUGGACUAUCUCCUGGACCUUUUCCCUGAGAUCCAGCCUCGCUCCUUCUCCAUCGCCUCCUCUCUGCGGGCUCACCCAAACAGGAUUCAGGUCCUGGUUGCUGUUGUUCGCUACAAAACCAAACUGUAUAAACCUCGAAAAGGCCUCUGCUCCUCCUGGUUAGCCUCUCUGGAUCCUACACAAGGCGAUGUGUAUGUGCCUUUGUGGGUGAAGAAGGGAAGUCUGAAGUUCCCCUCAGAGAAGGAGACCCCGGUGAUCAUGGUGGGACCUGGAACGGGAGUGGCCCCCUUCAGGUCGGCGUUACAAGAGAGGACCGCUGAGGGGAAAACUGCUAAUGUCCUCUUCUUCGGCUGCCGCUCCAAGUCCAAAGACUUCUACUUCAGGACAGAGUGGGAGGAGAUGAUGGAGGCUGGAUUCCUCACCCUCUUCACGGCAUUCUCUCGAGACCAGGAGGCAAAGGUGUACGUGCAGCACCGUGUGAGGGAGAAUGGCGAGCUCCUGUGGGACCUGAUCGCCAAUAAAAACGCUUGUUUUUACAUCGCUGGCAACGCUAAACAGAUGCCAGCCAGCGUGUGCGACGCCCUCAAAGAGGCGUUCCAGCAGGCGGGAGGUGUGUCCGCUGAGGAAGCCGAGCAGAUGCUGGCGACCAUGGAGAAGACGGGUCGGUUUCAGAGCGAGACCUGGUCGUGAUCGCCCGACCCCAACAACCUUUUGACUACACUGGGAUCCGUCCAGCUGUCAGAAUCAACUUAUUCCAAUGAAUGAAAGAAUAACCAAAAGCCUCUGACGCUCUCUUCAUAGAACGAGAUUAUUUCACCCCACAGAAAGUUCACACUUUGGCUCUGUUUGUGGGUUUGGAUGCUUUUAGGGUUGGGCUUUAGCUUCAUCUGCAUAUUUUCUACACACUACUUUAAAAACCUGAACAGGCUGCUUUGCUUUGAGCUUCUAAGUCGACUGUUAUUGUGACGCAGCCGCAGAGGUGUGCUGCAGUAGAUCAUUGGACCAGUUUCCUUAAUUCUUUCUACUGCUUUUGCCCUGCUGUGGAAACACAAACCAAAUCUGAUGCUUCCUACACUUUCAUUCAUGAGAAGUCUCUGGAGGUCAUGAUGAAAAACCUCACUGAUCCCCCAACAUAUGAAAUCUCAUUUUAAAGUCAAGCAGUAGAAGAUCUAAACCCUGAUCCGUGAAGGACAUACCGAAUAGUUUUUAGCUUUUUCUGUGGAAAAGUACUGUAGUCACCACACAGUCUCUCAUGUACAGCAUCACUGAAUAUUACCCAAUAACAGGGACAGAGAGGAUUGCAUCUCACAACUGGAAUCAAGUUACAGAAACAGUUUAAGGAACAAGUCGCUCUUCUCCUCCUUUCUGCCUCCAUUUCUGAUCGUCUGUGGCAUCAGGAGAAUCUCAGCAGGUGGUGAUCACAAUAUUUCAUCACAUCAGUUUGCCUGAUUGCAUCUAACCUGUAUGAAAUCAUGUGGCGUGAACUUUUAGUCACAUAAACCCUUUGAGAAGGACUGUAUGCACUGCAGAUAAAGGGCAUGUUCAUUCCUCCUGAACAGGAGUUAUAAUGGUAAUCUGUGAAGUAUUUAUUGCCUUUCUUGAGCUUUAUUAAGUGUGUUGAACAGAAAGUGAAACCAAGUAAACAGUGUUGCCUUAAAGUACGUCAGUGAGGUCCUAAACUCUUAAAUGAAGCUAUAAGCAUUCAGUAAAAUACGUCACAAUAAACUGUCCGGAUCUGAAAACUCCAGAGUGUUUUUGUUUCUGGUUUCUUCCUGAAAAUUAAUAAUUCAUACAAGAUACAUCCACCGUCAGGCUGCAUCUGAAAUUAGCCGACUAUAAACACUCCAGUGACUAAGCUACUGAUCAUUACAGGAAUGAGCCAAUCAAAUCAUGCAAACGCCACAGCACUGCUGCUGACCACUCAAAUAAUGUUAUGAAAACAGCAGACGUUGAUCAUUGUGAGUAAUCAGCCAAAGCAACGAGCGGCUAGCUCAGCCUAAAUUUAAAGCUCAGGGGUUAUUCGCUGUUACUAUGCCGACAUGCCAAGCAAAGACAAGUCUACGAUGUAGCCCCCACAGCUGACUGAUGGUGGGUUUGACAUCUGUAAGAAGAAACAAUGGAACUGAACAGGCCAAUCACAGUCAUCAUCAGGAGGCGCACGGCAGAUUAAGGUGAAGGCUUUCAUUAGGGUUUGUGACUGGAUCUAAUGUAUAAAUCCCACAUUAAGAGAAUUCUUGUUCAUGUAGUGCUUGAAAGCCUGAUGUGGGCAUUGCAUCAGUUCAUUUUGAUGUGAAACUGCACAGCCAAUUGUGACACAGCUCCACAGGUUUCUAAAAGUAAAUAAACAUGCUUGGUUGUGUGCUGUGAACAGAAAGCAAAGAAACACAAGACACUGACUCCAUUUCCUUAUUUUUAUCUUCCAGCUUCCCUGAGGUAAAUGGCUCUCAGCACUGACUCCGCCCCUUCAUACAAUCCCACUACACUCCAACUCCCAGCAUCCCAUGCUGUGUCACCGUCCACCAGAUGCAUGUGGUGCUCUUUUCUCCCGUGCAUCAUUAGGCAGGGUUUCAGGAAUCGUAGUACAAACCUGGUAACC
Molecule: messenger RNA, 3794 nt
Organism: Pelmatolapia mariae (spotted tilapia)
Lineage: Eukaryota; Metazoa; Chordata; Actinopteri; Cichliformes; Cichlidae
Gene: ndor1
Product: NADPH dependent diflavin oxidoreductase 1
Exons: 15
Coding region: 104-1888 (594 amino acids)
Cellular component (GO): cytosol
Molecular function (GO): FMN binding; NADPH-hemoprotein reductase activity; flavin adenine dinucleotide binding
Source: RefSeq, a predicted model, not a curated record